AGAUGAGAAAAGUUAGCAUUCAACUGCUGUGUUUUUGUAUAAUUGCUUAAAAAACGAAUUGUAACAGUUUUGUGCUUAAAACUGAUUGUUGCUUGUCCAAAGGUUCUUUUUAAUUAUUAAUUAUGUACUGGAUGUGAUUUAAAACUGACACGGAAAAAUUGACUAUCUUAUUGAGUAUUGUUUCCUGUUAAAAUAAUGGAAGAGGAUAGCGAGUACAAAAAGUUAUCGGUGGACGAACGCUGUGUACAUAAGUUAUGGAAAGCCCGUGUAGAUGGCUACGAAGAAGCAGCAAAGCUCUUCCGUGCAAUCGACGACGAAAAAUCUUCUGAAUGGAACAAAUAUCUGGGACUUAUAAAAAAAUUUGUUGUCGAUAGCAAUGCAAUCGCGCAGGAAAAAGGUUUAGAGGCAGCUUUGGUUUUCAUUGAAAACAGCGGAAACGCUGGAAAAACAGUUGGUGAAGUUAUGAGUGGUAUCAUUACGAAGUGCAUAGGAGCACCCAAAGCUAAGACAAAGGAUUUAGCAGUUCAAAUAACGCUGAUGUAUAUCGAAAUUGAAAAACAGGAUGUUGUUUUGGAAGAAUUGUUAAAAGGAGCGGAGUUGAAAAAUCCUAAAAUUGUGUCAUCUUGCGUUGCUACUAUUACCCUAGCUUUGAGAGAAUUUGGUAGUAAAGUAGUUAAUAUCAAAUCGAUUGUGAAGAGGCUUCCUGCUUUAUUAAGUGAUCGAGAUAAAUUAGUUCGGGAUGAAUCAAAGUCUCUUACAAUAGAAAUCUAUCGUUGGGUUGGCGCUUCCUUCAAGUCACAAAUUGCUUCUCUCCCUGCAGUUCUAUUAACUGAGCUGGAAACUGAAUUUGCAAAGGUUUGUAAUAGUAAAGCAAUCCCUACGAGAUAUUUGCGGUCACAACAGGAGAAACAAAUGUUAGCAGCGGUUGCCACGAACUGUAAUGUUGGUGAUGGUGCCAUAGACGAUGAGGCAGAUGAAGCAGAGCAGAUUGAUCCAAUGGAUUUAAUAGAUCCGGUGGAUAUUCUAUCUAAGUUACCCAAAGACUUCUACGAAAAACUAGAAGCAAAAAAAUGGCAAGAAAGAAAAGAAUCGCUUGAAGCAUUGGAAGUUUUGCUGCAGAACCCUAAGCUUCAGUCAGGCGAUUAUGGAGACAUUGUUCGAGCUCUCAAGAAAGUUGUGGCAAAAGAUACUAAUGUGGUUUUGGUAGCCGCUGGUACUAAAUGCAUAGCAAUGCUGGCGAAAGGUUUGGGUAAAAAAUUCAACCCAUAUGCUGGGGCAUGCAUUCCGGUCAUUUUUGAGAAAUUUAAAGAGAAAAAAACUAAUGUAGUAACUGCAUUAAGAGACGCAAUCGAUGCAAUAUAUCUUUCUGUCACGUUGGAUGUCAUGCAAGAGGAUAUUUUAGAAGCAUUGGGAAAUAAAAAUCCAAGUGUUAAAAUGGAAACUGCUUCUUUUUUAGCACGAGCUUUUACCAAAACGUUGCCAACUGUACUUAACAAAAAACUUCUCAAAGCUUAUGUUACUGCUCUACUUAAAACACUGAAUGAGUCUGAUCCAGCAGUACGUGAUGCAUCCGCAGAAGCUCUCGGAACAGCUAUGAAGCUAAUAGGCGAAAAAGCUAUUGGUCCGUUCCUUACAGAAGUAGAUGCAUUGAAGCUUGCAAAAAUUAAAGAAUGUUGUGAGAAAGCCGUAAUUGUAGUAAAAGUUCCUGGGUAUAAAAAAGACCGGCCAGCAACAGCCCCAGUGAAGAGUAAUUUAAUGAUAAAUGCUGUCAAAAAGGGAGGAUCAGUAGAAACUAAAUCCGUUGUAAGACCUGCUACAGCUGGAGUCAGGAAACAGUUGGGAACAAAAAAAAUACCUGGUUCUACGGCUAUAGUGAGUGGUUCAGGAAUUUCUAAACCUGUUAGUAGUUUAAAAGUAUUGCCAACAGAGCGUGAUAUGACGCAGGAAGAAAUUGAAGAUAAAGCAGCAGAAAUUCUUCCGGCGGAUGUUAUUAAUGGAUUGGUAGAUUCCAGUUGGAAAACCAGGCUUGCUGCAGUAGAAAAUUUAUCCGGAAUUGUCGCAAAUAUAGAAAAUAAAUGUGGUUAUUCUCAAAUCACCCUACGUUUUCUUGCUAAAAAACCUGGUCUUAAAGAUACUAAUUUCCAAGUGCUCAAAAUAAAAUUGGAAAAUGUAAAAUUGAUCGUUGAGAAGCUUGGGAUUACAGUUACCACAUCUGAAUAUAUUAUCAAUGAUAUAACUGAAAAACUUGGAGAUACCAAAAACACCAUAGCCGCAGGACAAGCAUUGAGUGCUAUCGCCGAAGCAAUCUCGCUUGAAUAUACAGCUUCAAAAGUCAUGGAAUUCGCUUUUGAGCAAAAGUCUCCCAAGGUACAGCAGGAGGCUUUAAAUUGGGUUGGCGGCGCUAUUAGAGAAUUUGGAUUCCAAGUUAAUCCAAAAUCGUUGCUUGAUGAUUCAAAAAAAGCCGUUCAAAGUAUUAAUCCGGCUGUACGCUCAUCAGGGAUAGCUUUACUCGGAACAAUGUACCUAUUCAUGGGAAACACAUUGAUGAUGUAUUUUGAGAACGAGAAACAUUCUUUAAAGCAACAAAUUCAGUCAGAAUUUGAAAAAUGUGCAGGUUUGAAACCCCCCGUUCCUAUACGAGGACUGUCGCAAUGCUCCAACAAAGUUAGUAUGGAUUCAAAUUUGGGCGAUGACCUUGAAACAGAAGAUCAACCCGUGACGAAUAACGGCGAUGUACAACCACAUAUUGACAUCUCAGCACAAAUAACGGAAUCUAUUUUGUCAGAAAUAUCCGACAAGAACUGGAAAACUAGAAAUGAAGGGUUAGAAAAAAUAAAAGGCAUCAUUCUGGAAGCUAAAUUAAUUAAACCUAACCUUGGAGAUUUACCGCAAGUAUUGGUUCAACGGUUAAUGGAUAGCAAUGCAAAGAUUGCACAAACAUCGGUUGAGAUUUGCGAACAAAUUGCUGUUGCAAUGGGGCCUUCCUGCAAACAAUACGUACGCGUAUUCUUUCCAGCGUUUCUAAAAGGUCUUGGUGAUGGAAAAGCUUUUAUCAGAUGUGCUGCUAUUUCAUGUAUAAAUACCUGGGGUGAUGUAGCUGGAUAUAAGGAAUUUUUUGAAGGAGAAAUGAUUGCUGAUGCCCUAAAGGCCGGUAGUCCGGCAUUGAAAACUGAAUUAUGGGGUUGGCUGGCAGAAAAAUUACCACUAAUUCUAGCAAAAAGCAUUCAGAAGGACGAGCUAAAUGCGAUGCUUCCUCAUUUGUACGCUAAUAUUUCGGAUAGAAAUGCAGAUGUUCGAAAAAAUGCAAAUGAAGCGGUUUUAGGAAUCAUGAUCCAUUUGGGAUAUGAUGUUAUGAUGAAAGCUCUGGAUAAACAAAAACCAACUUCAAAAAAAGACAUUCAAGCGGCUCUGGAUAGAGCACGACCGAAUUUACCCAUCAAGCCUUUGCCAAAAAAUAAACAGCAAGCUCCUAUUUUGGAUGAACCACCUAAAUCUACAAGACCAACCACGGCAAAAGUUCAAAAAAUUAGCUCCGGAGGAGGUACAAAGCAAAACAAUUCAUUUGCAACUCGUAAGAAAGAAGAUGAAACAGAUAUCUCUCCUUUAUUGGCAAUGAAUAAUAUGAAAAGCCAACGUUUAUUGGACGAGCAGAAGCUUAAAGUUCUAAAGUGGACCUUUACAAGUCCAAGAGACGAGUUUACAGAUCUCUUGAAAGAACAAAUGACAUCGGCGAACGUCAAUAAAGCGUUGAUUGCAAAUAUGUUUCACGACGACUUCCGAUAUCACUUGAAAGUGAUUGAUGCACUGGUAGAAGAUUUACCAAAAAAUGACAAUGGAUUGAUUUGUAACUUAGAUUUAAUUAUGAAGUGGCUUUCUUUGCGCUUUUACGACACAAAUCCGUCAGUGCUGCUUAAGGGCCUAGAUUAUUUAAAUCUAGUAUUUCAAAUGCUCAUCGAAAAACAAUAUAUACUGGCGGAAAAUGAAGGCAGUUCAUUUGUUCCGCAUCUUUUAACAAAAAUAGGAGAUCCUAAGGAUGUGGUACGAAAUGGAGUAAGAAAUCUUUUGCGACAAAUAUGUUUGUUAUAUCCAUUUGCGAAAGUUUUUGUGUUUGUAAUGGAUGCCCUGAAAUCAAAAAAUGCCCGUCAGCGGGCGGAAUGCCUAGACGAGUUGGGAUAUUUAAUCGAGACAUACGGCCUAACAGUUUGCCAACCAACGCAACAGGCUGCACUCAAGGAAAUUGCAAAACACAUAUCCGAUAGAGACAACUCUGUCCGCAAUGCUGCACUGAACACUGUCGUGCAAGCUUUCUUCCUUGCUGGAGAAAAGGUUUAUAAACUGAUUGGACAACUAUCAGAAAAAGAUUUAUCAAUGUUGGAUGAACGAAUUAAGCGCUCGAAAAAAACUAUCAUUAAAAAACCUAGUAGCACCCUUGAAAUGGCGAAGGCGUCAUCAGUAUCGGAAUUAAAUAUUGAGAGCGAGCUGGUGAAUGACGAAGAUGAAGAAAACAUUCAAAUAGAACAAUCUGUGGAAAUUGAGCCAGCGCGACCGCCGGAAGUGAUUCUACCUAAGAUCAGCGGUCCAUUUAAGCUGGACGACAAUGUGAUCUCCGAAAUCGAAUGCAAUUGGUUGAAGGCUGACAAUCACCAUAAAUUGGAUUUACCAACGAUCGAUGUUUCAUUUAUCUAUGAAUCGAUCAAGGUGAUUCCAGUUCGGGGUGUGGCCUACCCAGAAGAUAAGUUCCAACAGAUGUUGACACGUACUUUAUAUCGGCCAAUCACUGCGAAUUCACGUGAAUACGCGAUGAGUCCGCCAUCUCACACGCGGUCGUCUGCCUUCGGUGGAACUAUCGGUGGAACUAAUAAGCCCAAACCAACUGCAAAUUUGGCUGAUGCUUUGCCUAAGCUUGACCCAAAUUUGCUACGUAUCAUUCGAAGUAUUGGAAGCGUUGAUGUAUAUACUGCACAUGCUGCUAUUAAUGAAUUAUCAGAUAUUUUGGAAUCACACGAAAAACAAGCAGUAUUGAGAGAUUACGAGGAAAUUUAUAUUCAGAGUAUACUACAACAAUUUAAGUAUUUGCAGCAAAAACCAUUAACCGAAUCAUUGGCAAUGUAUCAACCACUAUUACACAGCAUCUAUUCCUUUUUUGCUUCAAAAACACUCGGUAAAAACUUAUCGAUAAAUACAAUAAAAAGUAUUAUUGCGGUACUAUUGGGAUUAAUGGCAGAUAAUAAACUAGGUGGAAGCUCUGAUGAUGCCCAGUUUACUAAAGUUGUAAAUGGUAUAUGCCUCAAAAUCCUCGAUCGUACCAACUUCACUAAUUUAAACUGUGCGUUAGUGCGGCUACUCAAAGAGUCCUGUCAAACGAGUUGCUUGCCGAAAUUUACCGAUCUGUUAAUGAAAUGUAUCUGGAGAAAUAUCAAGGUGAUUCCGGAUCGGCUUCAGGAUUUGGAAUAUGACGCAGUACUACUGGAAGUUCAUGAAUUUAUGCUAGCAUUACCAAGUGCAUGGUGGCAACAACGUCCUUCUGACACACCUCUACGAACCAUUAAAACAAUCAUUCAUAAUAUGACAAAAAUAAAAGGAAAUGCAAUUUUGCAACAUUUGAAUAAGAUCCCUAGUCAUUCCGAACUAAACAGCUAUAUCCUUCGUAUAUUGAAAAAUCUUAGCAAAGAGUCUACGUUUAAUUUGGUCAACACACACAAUCAGCAUACCUCAGUGGUAAAUAUUUCUAACAGUGAAAACAACAACAGCCAGCAUAAAUUUGGUACUCGGCCGGUUUACGAAACACACGAAGAAGUGUCUGUCAUAUUCAAACUUAUCUCAAACACGGAAACUAGUCGUGAGGGUUUAGUAAAACUGCAUGAAUUCAAGUCCAAAAACCCAGAUAUCGAUAUUCUUCCAUUUUUGAAAGGUGCAAGUGUAAGCUUUCAGAAAUAUAUAUUCGACGGACUAGCAGAAUUAGAUGCUAGCAAGCAAAAUACGUCUGAAAAUGCGAAAAAUGCUUCGACCGUCAAUCGACUAGCCCAAUCAACAGCAAACCCCGAUUACUGGAUGGAAAGGUUGAAUUCACUCAUGACAAAAUCCAAUCAUCAACCUAAUCAACCAAACUGUGCGGUCAGCAGUCAAUAUGAAGAUAAUAAAACUACUGAUGAAAAUCUAAACCACAACCAGAUUCAACCAAAAGUCAAUUUACUCCGGAAAGAAGCCAUUGGAGGUUUGGGUUCUGGUUUGAUUCCAAAUACUGGAAUAGGCAGCAGCGGAAGUGGUGGAAGCAAUAGCGGCAGUUCCAGUAUUGUGAGCAACAUACCUUUGCAACGACGAGAAUUGUUGGCACAGAAAUUAGAGCAAAUUAAGCGGCAAAAGUAAACUAUUCACCAUCAAACUAAAUUGAGUUGAGUUUACUUGAGUUUAACGAGUACAUACAAGAUGAACCCACUUGGUUUUGUUUGAAAAAAAUGAUUAAUGUUUUCAUAGGUAAGGUUUGUUACUGAUAAACUUGUUUUAGACAAUAUCUAAUAACAGGUUGCUUUUAUCGCUCUCAUCUCAGCGGUAUUUUAGGUGAUACUGGAAUGUACAUUUCUUUUUGCACGUAUACAUCAAUCGCUUUCUAAAUUGUACGUUUAAUGAUUGCAAAACUUCCGUAGAUUUAAAAUUUCACAUCGUUCACAUUUCGGAUCGUUAGUUUAUUAUAUGCAAACAAAUAUGUCAACCAACAAAAAAAAAAAAUAUUUAAAAAAAUUGGAAAUUCCCAUAAGCUUAGUAGAACAUACAAAAAUAAAACAAUAAUAGGGUAGAAUGGGGCAAAGUGUGUUAGUGCAGCUCUCUAUGUCCUAUGUUAUAGAGGAAAAUUGAAAUAUUUUUCAUUCUAAUACCUAUCUAAUUAAAAUAUGACACAGUUACGUAUGAAAUGCGUCAAAUUGAAAAACUAGUUACAAUUUGAAUUUUUUUAUAUAGAUAAAUUUCAUGUUUUUGUCUUGAUUUUAAAUGAAGACUUAUAAAUUGCAGAAUUGUGAAGAGGAAAGAACGGAAAAUUAGAUUGGAGAGCGUCAUUGAGGCAACACUUAUAGGUUCGUAGUUAGACAUAUUGUGUAUCCUUUUACCCCAGCAAACUGGUGGAAAAGGAAUCUAUAAUGUUUAUAUUAGGCAUGCAACAAUGUCUUUUGGUAUUUAUUGACCAAACUCGUGUUUUUAGUCUUUGACCUUGAAAUGUGGUCAGACAUUAAUACUAAUAUUUUUUUUUUGAAACGAUGGUUCUACAAUUGAUGGAGGGACGGUAAGGGAAAGUAAUGGAAAUUUUGGGAAUGGAGAGAAAAGAGUGGAAAGGAAAGGAGGGGGGGGGUAAUCGGUAGCUAAGCGUAGCUGUUGUCGUUGUAACUCCUACCUACCUACCUGAUAGAUUGUGGGUUCAAAUCCGGUUAUAAUCUCUGAUUAUAACUUGGUUCGACCCAUGCACCUUCCAGCAUUGGACAAAAGGUAGGAGUCACAACGACAACUGGUUAAGCGUAGCUACCAAUUACCCCCCCCCCCUCUUCCUUUCCACUCUUUCCCCUCCAUUCUUAAAAUUUCCAUUUCUUUCCCUUACCGUCCCUCCAUCAAUUGUAGAACCAUCGUUUCAAAAAAAUAUUAAUGUUGAUAUUUAUUUAUUUAUUUAUUCAUCUGACUAAUUUCGCCUACGACUUGCUUCCUCAGUGUCUGUUUUCGAACUCUCAUCUCAUCUGACUAAUGUCUACAUGAAGUCUAAUAGCUACAAAAAAUUGGCGGAUUUUAUCUUCUGCACAAAGUUAUGCGAUUACUCAUCGAAAUAGAAUAGCUCUUCCACUUUUAAAAGGUUCUAAUACGACGAGUCAAGAUCAAGUAGACGGCACCGUUCUAAGUAUGUCAGCCAUGGCGGAUGCACCAAUGUUUAUCUACCUAAAGAAUAACCUUUAAUCCUUUAUAAGGCAGCGGCAACUAUAUUGCCACCAACAAAAUUUUUUUUAUUUUGCUGCUAUAAUUAUAUUGAUGUCAUUAUAGACGCGAAACACAGCACUACACAUAUUAUUUGUGGUAACGUUACUGUAUUAUGCUUCAGCCUGGAAAUACCGGAAAAAUAAUCGACCAUUCCAAAAGCAACUAUUAUAAAAUAUACCAGCCCGAAGAUUGUGUCAACUGGUUUUUCUAAGCGGACGCCGAAACUGUAUAUGAGGUUGAUCUAUUGCAGAGGAACAGAGCCUGUCCCGAAAAUCCACACUGAGGAUCGCGGGUAACAUUCUAACGCUUGCGAACAACGUCACAUACAAUGCUUUGCAAGUAGUAAGUGCCUGUACAGUCUCGUCGUCCCAUUAGUAAAAUCAGUUAGAUCUUCUCGGUCGGGAGUUGAGGGCAACGGCACAGUAUGAGUCUAAAAAAUAAAAAAAUCAGAGGGGUUGUGUACAAGACACGACCGCAUAUAUAGGUGACGCAGAACUACGUAAGUGUCUUUGUAGUGAUAGUAGCAUGUAUUCAUGCUUGUAAUCAUUCGAUUCUUCAUGUAUAUAUGCUAUAUGCAACAUAUAUACAUGCUACAUGCGUUGUAUGUAACAUUUAUCAAAGUAGUAACAUUGCAUACGUUCAAUUCUCAAAAGAUUGUGCAUUUGAAAACAAUUUAACAAAAUUAAGAACACAAACUAUGGUUUUCUGCUACCUUACUGAAAUUAAAGAUUGUUUUUAUUACCCAUGGUUCCCCACGUUGAAGGAAUUUUACCGAUUCAAUCCUAUUUUAUCAACAGCAUAUCUUUUCACUACACUUCUAAUGGAACGGCAAGCAUGCGUAUUCAUACAGAGUCGUAUUAUAACCGAACACUUAAUCGUCUCGCAGUAAAGAAUUUGCGAUCUGUUGGGAUAAUGAACUUGUGUCAUUUUUUCUGGCACACUUUCCUAACACAGACAUCAAAUUGGACUAGGUUUAAUCGCGUUCGUAAGAAAUUUGUUGGUACGAGGGGGCUUUGUUACUCUCUCUGGUGUACUUCCCAAGCAAGGACAUCAAAAUGGUCUAGGUUGAACCGCGGUGUUAACUUGUUGAAAUGAGGAAACUGGCACUUGUUUUGGCUUACUUCCCAAGCACAGAUAUCAAAUUGGUAUAGGUUUAGAUCAUCGUAAAGAAUCUUCCAACCAAUCACGAAGCGAGAAUUCUGGUAAAACAUAGGUUCAUUAUUUUCAAUUUUUUAAUAGUUCAACAUCAAGAACCCGUACUUUUCUUCAUUUGGGUCAAUUCUCCGAUUUUCCGAUCGAUUGGUGUAAGAAUAUUGAAAAUCGAUCGGAAAACCGCUGAGCUAUUAGCGCUCAAAACCUUUCAUUUUUCGUUACGCUCGCAUUUUUCGAUUUUUUGGAAUGACACCCUUUCUCAAAACUUGCCGUAAGACGUAGUCCUACGUCAAAAAUAACUUUGUUCCGCCAGUGAUGGUGGCAUCUAAGUAAGUGUCGCACGCUUAAUAUAAAAAUUAGAUUAGUUAGAAAGUUAGAAAAGAGAUUUUUUUACCUUUCGCUGGGGUUCAAACUGUAGUUCACAUUCACACAAUAUCUGCGAAUUACAUGACUUUAGAGAAAAGUUGCGUUCGAAUCCAGCUAUAAUUGGCACCCAUUAUAGCUUGGUUCAAUCCGGGGAUCUUCCAGUUUAAAAAAAAGGCGAACAACGGACUUAUAAGUGUUCCUUCAGUGACCCUUCCCCUCAUCUAAUCUCAUUUCGCCUCGCCCAGGAGAUACUAUCAACACAUUAGCUUCAUUGCUUUGUUACUAUUUUUCUACAAUUUGCUUGAUCUCUUGGAAAGACUAUCGUAUAGAUUAUUUGCCGUAAAUUUGGAUGGAAUUGAUCACUUUAUCGAGUACUUUUAAAUAUCUUUGGAUAGAAACAUAUUCAAGAAGAUGGUCCAAUUUUAAAAGAAAUACUGUAGUGCUACACACAACAGUGUACAUGAUACUUUUAUAUAAAUUGUUUUAUUUUAGGAACAGCUAAAUUGUAAUUUUCGGGUGAAAUUGAUCGCGAGACAUCAAGAUGAUUAUCAUAUAGAAAUUAAGACGACUGAUAGCAAAAACAACGUUUUUUGACAGCAGUGAACUAGCGUGCAGUAUCAUAUCUGGCGAAAUGUAUAUUUAUCUAGCGGUUAACAUAUCCACGGUAAAGUGACCUAUGUUUAGAGUGGCGAUACUAUCAAAACUGUCAUUCCAGUUAACUGCUAGUCUCACCCCAAUCGAGCAGACGACCUAUAAAACGAGUGUGUAGAAAAGAGAAAGAAAAUACGCAUUGCAUACAUAUAGGAUGACAUGUCGCCACGCUGUAUAUAUACAAGUCACUCUACUCCACGGUAGAGAUAUGAGGCAGUCGGUUCUACAUAGUGUAGUGGCUGUGUUUGCUGGAUGCUAAAUAUGAACGAUGAAAAGUUUUAAAACAAAUUUUAGCAGGUACUAUGUGUUUCUUUUUACAUGGCUAUAUAUAUCUGUACAUGUACAAUUUACCAUUUGUUAACAUUUUUUGAAACUUUUGCCUUUAACCCGAUCUUAUGACGUAUCUUUCGACGAUAAGGUCGAUUAGCGAAACUAGCGCUCAUUCCUAUGGGGGGCUAAAGCCCCCGACAUUUUUUUUCAACCAUUUUAUUUGCUCGUUCAGGUCCAUUUUCUAGGGAGAGCUUAGCCCCCCCCCUAGUUCCGCCAAUGAUAAGGUCUCAAACCAAGUCCCUAAAGACAGCCGCUUUUCCGCAUGUGAAGCGACGUUUAUUGCAAUAUAGCACCAUGGCAACAUGGCUUUUCACGUUGACUUUAGCUUCUUUUUCCUUAUCGAUCGCAACGUAUUACUUGGCCAAGCAGGUAAUUCUCCUUCCUACUAGCUGGUAUCAGCGAACACUAAUUCAUCCAAAUGCGAACUUUUGUAUGUCAAUAAUACCCAACGGUAACCGGAGCCAAACGACAAAGGAAAACUGAAUGGAAUAGCUUUACAAACACAAACGGCUGUUUUUCGCACUUCGAUUACACCGCGAUGAUUAGUCAACCGUUCGACGUUGACAACCGAUCGACGCAGCCAAUUCGCACAAUCCGGUGAUUAACGCACGAAAGAUGAGCCGAAAGAGCGGGACCGCACAGGCAAAUCCUGACUAUCGCGUCUGUCCGGUAAGCAGAAGUUCCUCCUUUUCAUUUUUCACGCCCAAACACGUUGCAAGUUUUUAUUUCAAUAUGGCCAACCACGAUUCAUUUUUUGGCGUCCUUUCUUCGACGUUUUGCGUUAUGCGCAGUGGUGUGCGUACCGGAUGUCAAGGGGGUAGUUCUUUAACGAUUUAAGUCGCUGCCGCCGCCGGCUUUUCGUUUUUUGCGGCAAUGGCAAUUUCUACGCUACACAACCUAAUGUUAUGUCACUGGGUUUAAUCGACUUAAACGAUUCGAUUUUAGUUCUUCACCAUUGUUGAAACUUUUGCCUUUAACCCGAUUUGGCCACUUACCGUUCGACGAUAGGGUUUCAAACAUAGUGCCUAAAGACAGCCGCUUUUCUUCACACGAAUAGCGUGAAGCGACGUUGAUUGCAAUAUAGCAUCCAGAUGGCUUUUCACGUUGACUUUAGCUCCCUUUUCCUUUUCUUUGACUUUAGCUUUCUUCCUAUUAGCUGGUGCCAACGAACACGCGGCUUGCAAGAUCUUUGGCAACCGAAAAAUAAUACGUGUCAGAAGGCAUUUUGUGAAUGCGUUGCGGGAUUGGGAUAGGCAAUUGCAAUAUUUCGUUGUAUAAACUGGAAUAAUAGCAUAAACUGAUGGUUGUUUUUGACAUCAGAUAGCGCUGGAACAAGUCGGGCUGUUGAUAAGAUAAGAUUUUGCGGAACCCUCCGCUCCUUAUUUUCCCUUACGUAAUUAGUGAACGGCCCCUUGCAUGUUUUAAUCGCAAAAUGGUUCUAAUUUAUAAAUAAGCAUCUGUUAUAUAUUUCUGAUGAAAAAUGUUAUAAGAAAUCAAGGCUGUCAGAACGAUAAUUUAUUUCAUGGAAUUUUUCCAACAAGCGCAUGAUAUUUUAUGUUCAAAGCUAAAACAUUAAUUCGUUUCGGCAGCACUUAGUAGUUUGUGGAAGUUUUUAAACAAAAGCUGCGAAACUGCAGCUGUGAAAUGUGCUUAUCUUGCCCCGGGUCCUCUCUUUGAGAACUUGAUAUUUUUUGCAUAGUUAUUUGUAUACUGCCAGAAAAAAAGUUUUUCAAAAUCCAUUAAAACUAGAUGAAACAUAUUCCAGUGUUCAGUAUUACCACGAUUUUUUGGAAAAAAAUCCUACGAUAUUAUGCAUAUAGCACAUUACCGUUAAAAUAUUGACAUUUUCCAAUCCAGCACAGUAUGAGUUCAACCCUAGAGCGGGCGCGCUUGUGUACUGAGUGAACGCGUUUACGAAAAACGGACGGACACUGAAGAUUGGAACUAAUCCGCUAGAUGGCGCAUAUGCUGAAAUUUGAUUCAUUUGGCGAUAUCUCUUCGAGCCAUGACGAGAUAUGAGGUUGAUGUUUUCGACAAAGUUGUUCAUCAGGUCAGGAUACUUCCAAUGAUGAAUACUGAAAUUCGGAACUAAGUCGGUAGAUGGUGGAGAUAAUGAGAAAAACAAAUUUUGCGGAAUUAUGAUGACAUAGAACACUGCUAUUUACUACAAAGUGGUUUGUGUAGUCAAAACACGUUAGAUAACGCAUUCUUAUUGUCCUUUUCACCAUUGAUUGUGUUGUCAAUUCCAGCCAAUCAACAGUUAGAUAGAAAUUGGUUGCCUGAUAGAAGCAAUUGAUACGUAUUGCUGCAACUUUUAUCAAAAGAUGAGAAGAAGAGCGUAGAGAGACUGAUCAAGAUUCUUUUGACGAAGCAAUUUCGUUCAGGUUUACCGAGCUUCUACAUCGUCCAACCAGAAGAUUACCAGAAAUAGUUUCCUGGAAGACUAUGCCGCGUUUCCAUCACAUUGUUCAAAAACAUUUUAGAGAGUGUUUGAGUCCCUAUUCUUUCCAGGGUCGCCAACAGGUCUCGAAAAUCUGGCAAACACGAAUAAAAGCAAAGCCUUGGGCUUAAGGUGUAAUUAGUCGUUAUCGACUUCAGGUUGGCAAGAAGAAAGCAGUGUAUACAUUUCUAUAAACAAAAACCCGCUUUUGGAUCCAAAAGUUGCUUCCGAAAUUGGGUUCUCCGACGAAAAGUUAAUGACUGCUAGUUUCCCGUUAAACAACUUUCUAUGACUUGACUCUUCUUUAUCGACAAACUUCACAACCGGUUGGUAGAGUACGGGACAGCUACGGGGCUAGUGCAACAAUCCUACUGACCAUAUCUAGCAGCACCGCCUAGCCGAGAUUCGAACAUACGACGAUUGGCUUGUUAAACUAGCAUCGUACCUCGAAGCUAACACUGGCUAAAUGUCUGGCAAAAAUCUGGCGAUCAAUUUGACCGAUGGAAAGGACUUUUUCGUGAGACGUCCUGCCAGUUUUGUUCAACGCAGAUACAAAAUGUUGUCUGCAAUUAGGAGUGAUGACCCUUUUGCAGGACGGAGAAACAGAAAUCUAGCAAAAAAUGAGAUAUUACCAAAUAUCUGGAAGAUUUUGAGCUUUAUUUGUCUGUCUAGCAUGCCAUAAAAAAAUCAUAAAUAAUAAAAAAAGGCUAAAAUCCAGAUUUAUCAGGCUUAAUGGCAACGUGAUGACAAAAGCAAAACUAGGUAUAUGUUUUGCUAACGCGACUAACACGACUGCCGUGCACUCUCUUGAUACUCAUUUGUAUACAGCUUGCUUUUUUCAUUAGGAUCGAAUACUACUCCUUGCGUGUCUGUUAUUUCCUGUAUGUAUAAGUUACCAUACUAAGAAUAUUAUAGGAUCGUUAUGAAUCUAAUGCAUAUUUUUAUUCUCAUGAUCAUAACAGGAAAUAAAACGAACAAAUGUUCGUUUCGCAUUGUUUUAUGAUUAAGUCUGGGCGCCUUAAGUUAACUAUUCUUGUGAUAAAACAUUCAUUCUAAUGCUGAAAGCAUUACCUCAACAUAGCGUUUAUUUCUAAUUCCCGUCGUAGUAAGUAGAGCCAUUAUAAUUUUCAUCAUUUGUUGGAUGGAUUUAAUGAAUACUCCAAAAUUUCUUGUGCUGAUUUUAAUAAAACACACUUACCUUCCGAUCCGUUACCUUUGAAAUCACUGAAAAGCGAUUAUUAAAGCAUAUUAUUAAAAUUACGCAACUGACGUUAUUUCUUAAAUUCGUUGUGCCGUUUUAAAUCCGUCCAUCAACAUUUUUCAUCGUCCGAACUAAAAAUCACAACAAUGUUUACGAAGCUAAUGCGCAUGUAUUUGUGUACGACGGCAUGACACAUGUUAUUCUGCAAAAUUUCUGCAGGUCAGGCAAGUUUUCCAGGCUAUCGGAUAACGACAAUGCCUUGCAUGAGUUAUUUUCAUUUAUGAAUGAAAGAAAUUAACACCAUUAGUCGACAUUUUCUUCUUCGUCGCUCGAAAAAACGUAGGAAACUUGGCUGGUAGGACUUCUUUAAUGAUAAAAAGCAUUUAAAUAGAUCUCAACUCACUUUGAUUUAUCGCGUAUGAUAGACAACAAACUAAAUUAUUAGGGAAUAACUAGUUUUGCAUUGUGUGUCAUAAAAAUGCUGAUAUUUUUAAUAAUUUGUGUUGGAUAGGACGGGAAUAGGCAAUUACGACGAAGCAGCAACAUACCCUACCAUAGCAAACUUCCCUAGUAACAUACUUGUUAUAAACCUGUAUACCUGACUCUUACAUACUAAUUUGAGUCAUUAAUAAGUUGAUGUAACUAAAAUUAUCGUAAGUGUGCUAGUUGGGUAUGCACAUAAUGUUAAAUAAGCAUCAUGUAUUUGUAAGUGAGUGAAUCCCGAAGUAUAUUGUCUCUAAAGUGUGUGCAUUAUUCAGUUUGUCAACAUGAAUCGCUAUAAGAAAUAUGAUUUUACUAACUACAACAUCUAACGGGGCAGCCCUGAAUUUAAUCGAUCAUUUUCAAAUUCGUCUUGUCUAGACACACAACUUUGUCAAAACCAGGAACCUUCUAUCUUAUCAUGGUCAUGUGAUAUCAUCAUCAUCAUCAUCAUAAAAUUGGACCACGUACGCCACCUAGUGAAACAGUUUCGAACUUUAUGGUGCAUUACCAAAUGCGUUUUGUUCGAAUAAAUAACUUUGUAGAACACAGUAACAUUCUAUCUUGUCUCGACCCUAAGAUAUUCCUAAAAAAUCAAUAUGCUCGUUAUAAGCACCAUCCAUCGUAUAAGUUUCAAAUUUUAUUGUCCGUAGCCAGAUGUAACUCGUCUAAAUAAACAACUUUGCCAAAGACAGCAACCUCUAUUUCUUAACAGUCCCGAAAUAUUGAAGAUAUUAGUACCGAGAUUCUAGAAUAAUUUAAUUUGUUCAUCAUUUGCGCCAUCUAGCGAAUCAGUUUAUUCUUUAUUCGUUUUCAGAUGCGUCUUAAUUAGAUAAAUAACUUUGUCGAAAACCGCAACCUUCUAUCUCGUGCCAGUGCUGAGAUAUAGGUAGUAUUAUUCGCCGUGUACUCAGUACACGGCGCGACCGCUUAGGUAACUUUUUUUUAGCGCGACCGCUCUAAAGGCCCAAAUACAAUGCAUACAGAUUUUACUACGUUGCGAAAAUUUGACAGUUUUUCCAUGGGUAUUCUGUCAAAUUGCCGCAACGAGGUAAAAUCCGUAUGCAUUGUGUCUGGGCCUUAAGGUCAAGUAACACGCUUUGCCUCACCUGACCCUGACCCUACAAUAAACAAUACUUUUACAAUACCGAAAAUUUUAUCUAUUUAAUUAUAUUAUAUUACCGAUAUUGUUGAAUAUUAAUCAAGUGACCGUUAAAGCUAUCAACAUUUACUUUUAGUUAAUUUAACAAAUUUUAUCGACUGAUUUUCAACUUUAACAAUUGGAAUCCCAGCAAACAUCAACUCGUAUAUCAAUGUACGAAACUUAUCGUUAUUGACUUUUAAUAAAUUCAGGAUCGUGAAUAUAAUAGCCUAAUAAAGUGCACACAGGUUUAUAUUCUGUCGUAUUUGACUAUAGCAAGUGAUUGACCUGCGAUUUCCAGUACAGAAUUGUAUAGCAUUAGAAAACUAAUCGCCUUGAGUCGGAUCUUAUCGCAUACAAAGACUUAUGAAGUUGAAUUAUUAUCGUAUAUUUUGUAGUACGUAUAUGGCCUCCAAAUUAGUACGCAUAUG
Molecule: messenger RNA, 16142 nt
Organism: Sabethes cyaneus
Lineage: Eukaryota; Metazoa; Arthropoda; Insecta; Diptera; Culicidae
Gene: msps
Product: protein mini spindles
Exons: 15
Coding region: 196-6366 (2056 amino acids)
Biological process (GO): mitotic spindle organization; centrosome duplication; microtubule polymerization
Cellular component (GO): kinetochore; microtubule plus-end; spindle pole
Molecular function (GO): microtubule plus-end binding; microtubule plus end polymerase activity
Source: RefSeq, a predicted model, not a curated record